This is a messenger RNA of Ambispora leptoticha, 168 nucleotides long. NCBI's taxonomy places the organism in Eukaryota, Fungi, Glomeromycota, Glomeromycetes, Archaeosporales, Ambisporaceae. The record is from the annotation of a GenBank genome assembly.
GUUGAUUCUGCCAUACCACAUAAUUCUGAUACAGCACACAAAGUUCCACCAUUACCAAGCUACCAAAUUGUCACAGCAAAUUUUUGUUCUAAAGUAUCUUCUUCAGAUUCUUCUGAUGAGGAAAAAAAAGAAGAGCUUGAAGACGAAGAUGAUUCAUUCUAUGAUUGA